Messenger RNA from Botrytis sinoallii, 465 nucleotides. RefSeq lists its product as uncharacterized. The transcript has 3 exons. Gene Ontology annotation, biological process: mycotoxin biosynthetic process. The record is from RefSeq and is a predicted model, not a curated record. Lineage: Eukaryota; Fungi; Ascomycota; Leotiomycetes; Helotiales; Sclerotiniaceae. Bases 1 to 465 code for a protein of 154 amino acids.
AUGGCUCUGCAGGAGUACAAAAUUUUGCAGCAAGAUGAUACAGAUCAUAAUAUCGAGACUUUGAUGUAUCUCAAUUUACAGCGACAACUUCGUUACUUCAAAGGAGUUUCCUUCGCUCUCGGCAUUUUCCUUUCAUUUUCGCUAUUGUUUAAUGCGCUGUGGGUUCACCAGACCUUGCAAUUGAUGUCGAUACCCAUAUUAACACCCACCAAAUACACUGGUCUUGUGCGAAACAUAUCAACUCCUUUCAUCAUAGACAACGUGUUCACCAAUGAGAAUAGAACCAUUGCAGAUGCAGCUUGGAGCUCCCCGGAUCUUGAUUCGGAAGUCGGACUCGUCGCUUUGACAGACGAGUACGCCAAGUCGAAAGGACUGCUUCCGGCACAGCGCUGGCCCUGGGAUCAUUCAAAAGGCAUCUACGUUCUGAACGGCUUCCACAACCUUCACUGCCUUCAACUUGUCUGA